AUGUACAAACUCGAUAUUCCAUUGAAUUUACGAGAAAAAGCUGCAGUUGAACGUCGCCGUCGAGCAGAAGAGGAACGUCAAGGGAGAGUCUUCAAUGCAAAAUAUCGACAGAUAGGAAUCGACAAAGAAGCACUUGAUGAACAAGUUCAAGAACGAAAUUGGCUAGAAGAACUCGAACGAAAACGUGCCAAUGCAUUCGCUCAAGAUGCAAUUCGAAAUGACACGAUCGCUCAAUUACUUCAGCAGCGACAAGAAAACGACGAAAGAGACUAUAAUCGAUCUUUGAAUGAAUAUCGUGCCAUACAUCAACAACCAUCUGCACAAAGGGAAUGGGAUUUGAAUGAUCCGGAUUAUUUGAAAAAGGAUAAACCAGCACGUGUUUCUGACGACGAUCCACGCUGUGGUCCAGCUAGUCUACAGAAAUUCCAAGGUGAAGAUCUCAAUGCACGUGCGCGAGCGAAAUAUCAAAUGGAGCAAUUGCGAGAAUGGUCGCGAAUGCAACAAGAAGAUCAAAGACGCGCACAGCAACAGCAACAAACAGCUGAUCGAUUAUAUGAUGCUAAACAAAGCGAGCUGGAUCAGCGUGCAUUGGAACUUCAACGAGCCGAAGAAGAAUGUCAACAUGCGAUCAAUCAAACAGUUAGAAAUUACAACGAUGCUUUGUUUCGGGAAACGCAAGAACGUCGCGCGUGGAAAAAACGGCGAGAAGAUUAUGAUAAUUAUGCUGAAAUGGCUAAUAUGAUCUCAUGUGAUCUACUAACUGAAAAUCCUGAUCAAGCAAUCAGCCAAUUCGGACCACACCGUGUUGUACCUGACCGAUGGAAAGGUAUGAAUGAAGAUCAAUUACGACAAAUACGUGAAGAACAACAACGUCAAAUCGAAGAGAAAAAACGUCGUGAUGAAGAAGAGCAGCAACGAGAUGAUGAAUGGGAUCGACGACGUCAUGCGGAAGCGAAAGCUGGUAUGGUUGCUGAAAAGCAAAUGGAACGUGAACAACAUUUGUACGAUCGUGACGUUUACAAUGACAAUCAACGCUUAGCAAGAGAACAACGGAAUCUCAAAGAAUACCUUGAUCGAGUUGUCUACACGAAUCAACCGACAGCAGCGUACCAUGCACAAUUCAAUACAACAUCAAGAUGA
Adineta ricciae is the source of this 1140-nucleotide messenger RNA. NCBI's taxonomy places the organism in Eukaryota, Metazoa, Rotifera, Eurotatoria, Adinetida, Adinetidae. The record is from the annotation of a GenBank genome assembly.